AUUUUUAUAGGAAAUAAGUAUUACAUCUUAAGAUUAGAUUAAGAAAAUUUAUAAGAACUUCCAGCUUCUUUCUACGAACAGAAAGUUAUUUAACGACAAGACAAAGGAAGCCGAAUUGCGAACAAAACAACAUUCCAUUCAGGAUGAAACCGAAGACAGAGACAGUGAACCCCACAGGAUGCGCGUUCAGCGAUGCGAUCGGCUGCGGCGACGACGCCAUACCUACACCUAGUAAAUACGCCGGGUGAUGGACAAGAUAAACAGAAAACGAUCAACACGAGUUAGCGUGCCGUCUCUGUUCCUCCUGCAGAGGGGGCGGCGCCCACGGGAGGCGCUCGCUGGAAAUGGUUAUUUUUUGUAUCUUGUCAAUGAAGGCACGGCAGGGGCGGGCGCUCAGGACGCGCGUCAGUCCGCUCCGUACCGCCGCUGCAGCCCGACUGCAUGUCACACCACAAAUAUGAACUACGAAAACUGUGAAAACAUAGUGCCUAUUAAAAGUGAGAUAAACGAAUGUCCCGACGACGAGGAGUAUUAUGCGUACGUGCCGAUGGAGGUGAAGCCUCACCUGGAGGCGCAGUUCGCGCCCUCCUCACCCACGCACCUGAUGGACCUUAGCAAUGGGCCCGAGCGCCCGCAUCACCCGUGGCCCACGAACGUCAUCUUCGCCAAGGACGAGCGAGAGUACCAGCACGCCGCCGUUUUCCCGCCAAUAGAACAGCAAUACGUCGACCAGCGGCAGGUACAGUAUCCCAGAAACGUGUACUACGAAGAUUCCAAUUCGCAAGACAGAUUACAGUACCCCUACCCCUCGCCCGACGUGUCGAGAUCCACGGAAGGGUAUCGCACGUCGGCGGACGAGAAUGAAGAACAGAAGAAGAGUAGGAAACGAAGUUCCAAGUCGAGGAAAAGAGCGCAGUCGUUUGAGGAGAUGCAGAUACAGCGAGUGAUGGCGAACGUGAGGGAGCGGCAGCGGACGCAGAGCUUGAACGAGGCCUUCGCCAGUUUACGGCAAAUCAUUCCAUCUUUACCUAGCGACAAGUUGUCAAAAAUCCAGACGUUGCAACUGGCGACACAAUACAUAGAGUUUCUGUAUCAAAUCCUGUCGAACAACGAGUCUGCGCCGAGCAGUGACGGCGGCAGCGACGCGGGCAGCGAGCACGGCAAGUACUUAGCACAAGAUAAACUGAGCUAUGCGUUCUCCGUGUGGCGGAUGGAGGGCGAGUGGACCCACGGACAGACGUGAUCGUCAUAACUUGCACUGUACAUAAUGUAAAAGACGCUUAAAUCGGCUCCAUACGUCCCUAAAAUUUGUACCAAAAUUCGUCUUUGUUUUUUGUGACAUUAAACACACUGUGUACAAAUUAUAUUAUGAAUUCUCGUCCAGAUUAUAGGGAUGUGUAGGGCCUUGUAUUAUUCCAUAAUUUUAAUUUGUAAAGACGAGAGAUUAAUUAUAGGUGCUGAAGCAAAAAAAAAUGUUUCAAAGAUGAAUAUGUGAUAGUUGAUUUAUGAAUUAUAAUUAAUAUUGAAAAAUAAAUUAGUGAUUAAAAUUAGUUUGAAUAUCCAAAGACAAUUAGCUAGUGAUAUUGAAUAUUAUAUAUAAUGUUAAAUAAUUAAUAUUAAGAUGAAGAAAUACAGCUGUAUACCAAAAAUUGAUAUGAAAAUCGCUAAAUGCGUUGUACGUAAUAAUUGUAAUUUUAUAUUUUAAGUUUUAAAAUUGACAAAUAAAUUACGUUGAUUUAACAUAAAUAACAGUGUUGUCUUUCGAUCAUAUAUCUAUAUUAUAUUGUUUUAUCUUAUUCCUUCAAAAUACAAAAUUGAGACCACAGAGCACAGUUAUAAUUAAACACACUGAAAAUGUA
Molecule: messenger RNA, 1859 nt
Organism: Pectinophora gossypiella (pink bollworm)
Lineage: Eukaryota; Metazoa; Arthropoda; Insecta; Lepidoptera; Gelechiidae
Gene: twi
Product: protein twist
Exons: 1
Coding region: 248-1243 (331 amino acids)
Biological process (GO): developmental process; regulation of transcription by RNA polymerase II
Molecular function (GO): DNA-binding transcription factor activity, RNA polymerase II-specific; RNA polymerase II transcription regulatory region sequence-specific DNA binding; protein dimerization activity
Source: RefSeq, a predicted model, not a curated record